UCCUUCUUUUUAUCGUGUUUCUGUUAAAAACUAAGUUUAUCGUCUACACCCAUGAUUGUAUAAUUAUGGCGCAAGUAUAGCAAGAUAUUGUUCUGAAUCUCACAUCAAUGGCCAGAGAUUACGACCAUCUAUUUAAACUUUUGAUAAUCGGCGAUAGUGGGGUUGGGAAAAGUAGUCUGUUACUUCGCUUUGCAGACAAUACUUUUACAGGGACAUACAUCACUACCAUAGGUGUGGAUUUUAAAAUACGCACCAUUGAGAUAAAUGGAGAAAAAAUAAAACUUCAAAUAUGGGAUACUGCAGGACAGGAGAGAUUUAGAACUAUAACUUCAACAUAUUAUCGUGGUACCCAUGGCGUGAUUGUUGUUUAUGAUGUAACAAGUGCAGAAACAUUUGUCAAUGUAAAAAGAUGGUUACAUGAAAUAGAACAAAAUUGUGAUGAUGUUGCACGAGUAUUAGUUGGCAAUAAAAAUGAUUGUCCCGAGAAGAAAGUGGUUAUCACUGAGGAUGCCACAAACUUUUCUCAACAGAUUGGUAUUAAAAUGUUUGAAACAAGUGCCAAAGAUAAUAUAAAUGUUGAAGCUGUAUUUACUGAAAUAACCAAGGACGUUCUUGCAAAACGUAAACAACAAGCACCAGAUCAAAACGAUAUAAUAAAACCAUCAAAAAAAGACAAACAUAAGAAGAAGAAAUCACGGUGCUCUGUUGGGAAAAGUAGCUUAUUACUACAGUUUACAGAAGCCAGACACCAAGUCAAUUAUGUUACAACCAUUGGAACUGACUUCAAAGUAAAGAUAUUGAACCUGGAUGGUGAAAGUUAUAAGUUGCAUCUGUGGGAUACUGCUGGUCAGGAAAGGUUCAGGACAAUUGUCACCACUUACUAUCGAGGAGCCCAAGGAGCUGUGAUUGUUUAUGAUUUGACAAAUCCUGAAUCUUUCAUGAAUCUACGUUUGUGGCUAAAUGAACUUCACGAGAACUGUUUUGGUGUUUCUGUUGCCAUUGUUGGAAAUAAGUGUGAUUUAAUAGAGGAACAAAGUUUAAAGAAGAAUGGAGAGGAAUUUGCCAGAGAGCAUGGUUUGUCUUUCUAUGAAGCUAGUGCUAAAGAGAACAUCAAUAUUAGUGAGGUAUUUGAAGAUUUAGUGAGAAAAGUGCGCAAAGCUGAAAUUGAUGCAAGGUCUACAGAUAUUAGUGAUUUUAAUAAUCUACCACCACUACCUUCUGAUACUGGAAACAAAAAUCAACCAAAAAGUUGUUGCUGAUAUAUUUUGUCAUCCAUUUUAUCUUAAAUAUCGAGGAAAAUUUAGUUGCUCAAUAAAAUCAAUGCAUGGAAUUAACAUUUUUAAUUAAAAUGCCUUUAGUAAACCUUUCUCAAGUCUAUUGGAGAAAUAUUUGACCACUAGACCUUCAUAACUACUAUAUAACAUUGUAAUAAAUAUGUUACAUGGAAAGAAAUAAGAAUCUAUGAUUGUUGCAUGAUUUUGUUGACAUAUUUUAAAAUAUUAUUUUGACAUUUGUAAAUCUUUAACCAGCUGCAAACUAUAAGACUUUUCAAGUUUA
Messenger RNA from Xenia sp. Carnegie-2017, 1557 nucleotides. Its product is annotated as ras-related protein Rab-35-like. Gene Ontology annotation, biological process: endocytic recycling. The transcript is spliced from 11 exons. Bases 108 to 1259 code for a protein of 383 amino acids. Gene Ontology annotation, cellular component: endosome membrane; plasma membrane. The record is from RefSeq and is a predicted model, not a curated record. Gene Ontology annotation, molecular function: GTPase activity; GTP binding. NCBI's taxonomy places the organism in Eukaryota, Metazoa, Cnidaria, Anthozoa, Malacalcyonacea, Xeniidae.